Molecule: messenger RNA, 1824 nt
Organism: Aspergillus brunneoviolaceus CBS 621.78
Lineage: Eukaryota; Fungi; Ascomycota; Eurotiomycetes; Eurotiales; Aspergillaceae
Product: GTPase-activating protein RNA1
Exons: 1
Coding region: 366-1613 (415 amino acids)
Biological process (GO): activation of GTPase activity; nucleocytoplasmic transport
Cellular component (GO): cytosol; perinuclear region of cytoplasm; nucleus
Molecular function (GO): small GTPase binding; GTPase activator activity
Source: RefSeq, a predicted model, not a curated record
UCGGGGAAAUUUUGCGGGCAACGAGCCGGUUGUCAGGGAAGCAGGGGGGAAAAAAGGCGGCGGCGGGCGGGCGGGCGCAUCAUCACACUGCACUCACUCACUGCAUUCUGCAUUCUUUUGUUCUUUCCCCUUCUUCCCCUUCAAUUUCAUUAUCUUCCCACACCACACACACACACCACAACAAUUUCCAUCACAUUCAUUCCUCCCUUUCUUUUCUUUUAAACUUUUCUACUUACUGGCUUGGACAGUGAUAUUGCGCUUCCUUACGUCUGUCUUUCUGACGAUCCUUUCCAUCUGUACUUCUUGACUGUUGACCUUUUUUCAACCCCCUCACCCCCCCCCCCUGAAAUUUAAUUUACCCCGCCAUGGCCCCUCCUAAGGUCUUUUCGCUUGAGGGCAAAGGCCUCAAGCUGGACACCGCUGAGGACAUUGAGACCCAUAUCAAGCCCUUGUUGGAGAGCACCGACUACACUGAGAUCCGCUUUGGAGGAAACACCCUGGGGGUCCCCGCCUGCGAGCGCCUCGCCGCCGUGCUGUCCACCCAAAAGAGCCUCGAGGUCGCCGAGCUGGCCGACAUCUUCACCUCGCGUCUGCUGAGCGAGAUUCCCGACGCUCUGACCUUCCUCCUGAACGCCCUUCUCGAGAUCUCCACUCUCCACACCGUUAACCUGUCCGACAAUGCCUUCGGUGCCAACACUCAGAAGCCCCUCGUCGACUUCCUCGCCCGCCACGUGCCCCUCCGCCACCUGAUCCUGAACAACAACGGUAUGGGCCCCGAGGCCGGCUCCAACAUCGCCAAGGCCCUCACCGAACUCGCUGAGCGCAAGGAGGAGGCUCGCAAGGCUGGCAAGGAAGUGUCUCUCCUGGAGAGCAUUGUCUGCGGUCGGAACCGCCUGGAGAACGGCAGUAUGGCUGCCUGGGCACGUGCCUACGAGGUGCACGCUGCCGGCAUGCGCUCCGUGAAGAUGACCCAGAACGGUAUCCGCCAGGAAGGUAUCUCUUUGCUGCUGAAGGAGGGCCUUAGCCACUGUAAGGCUCUGGAGGUCGUCGAUCUUCAGGACAACACUUUCACCGUUAUGGGUUCGACCGCUCUGGCCGGUGUUCUGGGUAACUGGGCCUCUCUUCGCGAGCUGGGUGUCAGCGACUGCUUGCUCUCGGGCCGUGGCGGUGUCAAGGUUGCCCAGGCCCUGGCUGAGGGUAAGAACGAGAAGGUGCAGACCCUGCGUCUUCAGUACAACGAAAUCACGGCCGAGGGUGUCAAGCAGUUUCUCUUCGCGACCAAGUCUGGUCUUCCCGCCCUGCGCCGUAUCGAGCUGAACGGUAACAUCUUCAUGGAGGAUGAUGACAACGUGACUGAGCUGCGCGAGAUCCUCGAGGCUCGCAAGGAAGAGCACGGCUCCGAUGAGGACCCUGAGGAGAUGUGGGGUAUUGACGAGCUGGACGAGCUUGAGGAGGAGGAGAGCGAAGAGGAAGAAGAGGAGGAGGAGGAGGAAGAGGAGAAGGCCGAGAAGCUUCUCAAGGACACCGAUCUCGCCGAGAACGAGAAGGUCGCCCAAAAGGAAGACAAGGAUGUUGACCAGCUGGCCAGCCUUCUGGGCAAGACUGGUCUUUAAAGUCGGACAGUUGUUCAGCCUUCCACCUACCCUUCUCGCCCCCCCCCUACUGACACACUAUACACACAUCCUCCGUUUUUGUCGCAUAUCCAACCCAUACCAGUCAGUGAAUCGGCAGUGACUUUUCCGGUGCCGGGAACCCGACGCAUGGCUGUCCCGACUAUGACACGGUGCAAAUCAGCACCGCCUCGUCAUAUCCAGCAGGAACUUA